Lactuca saligna is the source of this 309-nucleotide messenger RNA. The record is from the annotation of a GenBank genome assembly. Lineage: Eukaryota; Viridiplantae; Streptophyta; Magnoliopsida; Asterales; Asteraceae.
AUGAUGUGUUUUUCAUGGCUUCCAUCAGGGAGGACUAAUGACGUGCAGGUGGUGCAGCUGAUAGAAUGGUGCCAGGGUGCUGUGGUGGUAGUCGUGAUCAAAUUCUCCAAUGUGAUAGGCGGUAGUUGCCAUAAACUAGCGAUGAACUCCGUCAUGAGGCCGACUGGUGGCGUCGUCGAUGUCUGUGUGAGCGGCUGCCCUUCUAGUGUCGAUGAACCGCUUCCACCGAUGGACUACAUUGAUUUAGCGGGGCAAGCAUCAUCGCCUUCCUGCCGUGUCAGUCCUUUGUCCGCCAUUUCUGGCACCUGA